Messenger RNA from Pristis pectinata (smalltooth sawfish), 1527 nucleotides. Its product is annotated as E3 ubiquitin/ISG15 ligase TRIM25-like. NCBI's taxonomy places the organism in Eukaryota, Metazoa, Chordata, Chondrichthyes, Rhinopristiformes, Pristidae. Gene Ontology annotation, molecular function: zinc ion binding; protein binding. The record is from RefSeq and is a predicted model, not a curated record.
AUGGCUGGUUAUAUGAAACCUGUAGACAGUUACAAGGACAAUGUUACCUGUUCCAUCUGCCUGCAGAUAUUUACCUACCCAGUGACUCUUAACUGUAAUCACAGUUUCUGCCUAAAAUGCAUCCAAGAUCACCUGAAGCACAAGUCAUCAGGUGAUAAUUAUACAUGCCCAGAAUGUCGUGCUGAGUUUGUUGAAAAGCCAAGGUUGCUUAAAAAUCCCAAGCUAGUUGAAAAAGUCGAAAACCUGUCAAAAUGCCAGGAAAAGAAAACUGUCUGUGACUACUGCUUUGAGGAACCUGUGCCUGCUGCAAUGAGCUGUAUUCAGUGUGAGACUUUCUUUUGUGUUACACAUCUUCGCCCACACAGUGAAAGAGCAUCACUAAAGGAUCACAUUUUGGUUGAUCCCACAGAAGCUAUAUCUUUGCGGAAAUGUGAAGAGCACAAAGAAGUCCUUAAGCUUUAUUGCAAACAAGAUCAUGCAAGCAUUUGCAGUCUUUGCAGUAUAAUGGGGAAGCACAAGAAUCACUUGAUCUUGACUAUAGAAGAAUCAAAAAAUGAAAUCCAGUUGACUUUCACAGAAAACAUGAAACAACUUAAUCUAAAGAGGACAAAAGCAGAAGAAGCUAUCAAACGACUGCGGGAAUUGAAUUGCCAUGUGCUAGAAACAUAUUCUGGAUAUCUGGAAAAAACCAUACACCAUUAUAAGGGAAUUAAAGCACUCGUUGAAGAUGAUGAGCAACAGACUUUGCGGUUCAUUGAAGCUGAUCGACAGGCUGCCACUCUGUACAUCGAAACACAGACCAAGGACUGGCUGGAAGAGCUUGAUGAUAUAAAAAGAGUUAUUCAGCACAUAAACACGAUUUUAAAUCAAAGUGAUUCCUUCAGGUUUCUAAAGGGAGCAAACUGCAAUGAAUAUCGCAUUAAUUAUUUGCUAAAUAAACAGAUGCCGGACAUUCAUGAUAAUGUGAUUGAUGAUGGCAAGCUUUCUUCUUUGAUCAAGUCAAUCGGCAAAUUCGCCAACAGUUUGUCCAAGAAUGACAUGUCAGUCAGAAAAGCUCUCCUGGCAUGCUCCAUACAGCCCAAACGAUUUGAUGACACUUUAUAUGUGCUUGGCUCUCAGGGUUUUACAUUUGGUAAUCAUUAUUGGGAGGUGGUAGUGAAGGGCAAGACUGAUUGGGAGAUAGGGGUAGCUUAUUCAUCUAUACCAAGGAAAGGAAAAUGUUGGUUGGGUCGAAACAAUGUGUCCUGGUCUUUGGAAUGCAGCAGUGACCAAUAUACUGCAUGGCAUAAUAGCGUACCAUUAAAAGUUACUGCCAAGGGAAAACUGAACUGGGUUGGAGUUUACUUGAAUUAUACAGGGGGAAUGCUCGUAUUUUAUGAUGCUGAGAAAAUGGCCGUUUUAGUUUCCUUUUAUCAUAAAUUUACAGAAGCACUUUACCCCAUUCUAAAUCCCUGCAACAACAAAGGUGGAAAUUUUGCACCUCUUACUGUUCUACAAUUGAAGGAAUUGGCCAUAUUUAGGCAAUAA